Molecule: messenger RNA, 1120 nt
Organism: Heterocephalus glaber (naked mole-rat)
Lineage: Eukaryota; Metazoa; Chordata; Mammalia; Rodentia; Bathyergidae
Gene: Mrps11
Product: mitochondrial ribosomal protein S11
Biological process (GO): translation
Cellular component (GO): ribosome
Molecular function (GO): structural constituent of ribosome
Source: RefSeq, a predicted model, not a curated record
CCCUAACCUACUACCACGAACCAUUCCAAUAUGCAGGAGUGGUUGAAGUUCUCUUGUUAGGACAUUUAAAGGGGGAAUAAUUCCCAAGUGAACACGCAACGAUAAAUUUUAUUGAGCAAUUAAAUUGAGAAAAACAUUUAAUGCACCCAAUAAAGAGCAACAAGAUAAAUUUCCCUUCUCUACCCUCCCCCGCAGGCACUCAUGGUACCGGCGCCUCUAGCUACCCCAACGCCACCGACGGGUGCUGACUGGGACAAUUCAAGUCAUGCAGGUUGUAAGAAACGUGGGGUCUUGGAUCCUGCGGGCAUGGACUGGGUCCCAGACCACCCGGAUUAUGGCGGAAGUCCCAGCCCGGACCGUCCACACUGGCGCCCAGGAGAUGCACGAUGCAGCGGCCAAACAGGAAAUUGAGCAGGAGCCUACGAGCCACAGCAGAUUCAGCCUUUACCCUCCAUUUCCAGGAGAAGAGAGCUCUCUACGAUGGGCAGGGAAGAAAUUUGAAGAGAUCCCAAUUGCACACAUUAAAGCAACCUACAACAACACACACAUCCAGGUGGUCUCCUACAAUAAUGUGCCCCUCGCCCGCACUUCCUGUGGCACAGAAGGGUUUCGGAAUGCCAAGAAGGGCACGGGCAUCGCAGCACAGACGGCAGGCAUAGCCGCAGCGGCGAAAGCUACGGUGAAGGGUGUGACCCACAUCCGAGUUGUGGUGAAAGGCCUGGGCCCGGGGCGCUGGUCUGCCAUCAAGGGCCUGACCAUGGGCGGCCUGGAAGUGAUCUCUAUCACAGACAACACCCCUCACCCACACAACGGCUGCCGCCCCAGGAAGGCCCGGAGGCUGUGAUGGGAAGGGAACCUGCACUGGAGCCUGACCUCAGCUCUCACCUCCGGCUGGACCUCUCAAAGCCCCCUGGCAAAGCGACCCUGAAAGAGGGCUCACUGGAGACUUUUGGGCUCCCUGAAUGUCCUCCUCACUGCAGCCUUUGCUCCCACCCCUACUGGAGAAGGAUGUGCCCCCUGACCCAUGCUGUGCCUCUGAAUGCAAAGGGAGCUGUGGGGACAGCAGGGCCCCAGGCUCCGGCCUCUGCUCUUUGGAAAUAAAGGACUUUGACCAUCUGUA